UUUCCGGCUCGUGUAAUUUUCAUUUAAUUGUUAAAACAGACUCAUCAAUCUGUCUUCCUGUCCUGUGCGCAUUUGGCUGCCAAGCAAGCAAGUGCCUUCUUAUUUCAUAGCGUGAGAACAAGCUAAAAAGAAAUUGAAGCACCAUAACCGGUUCUACUGGCAUAAUAUUUUUGCUAUUCGUCUGUCAUCGAUCUUGACUAUAUUGAAGACAUGGGUAGAACUGUGGAUCAAAUUUUGACGCAAAUCGGAGAGAUGGGUCGUUUCCAAAUCACUCGUCUUGCGAUGUUCUUCUUCAUAAUGUUCCCGCCAACCUUUCAUCUUCUAAACAUGUUCUUCAUCGGAGCUGAAGGACCUUGGAAAUGCGUCGACAACAGCACUGUUUGUAAACUUAACGGAAGUUUCGUCGCAGGAGAUAAGCAUUACAACUUCCGGUGUGGGAUAAACAGGAGCGAAUGGGAGUAUGCCGAUUAUGAAGGACCGAAAGAAACAAUUAUUAGCGAGUUCGACCUAGUGUGUGACAUGGCACCUUAUGGUUGGUUGGCAAAGUCGAUGGUGUAUAUUGGCAAAGCUGUCGUUACCAUUCCCCUGGGUAUCCUCUCUGACCGCUACGGUCGUCUUUUGUCGUUGUAUCCUUGUGUACUUGUAGUGGUGGUUGUUGGUUUUGCUUCAGCAUUCUCCACCAAAUUUUGGCAGUUUCUCGCAUCACGAUUUGCCGUCGGUGCAGUGUUGUACGGUAUCUUUCUCCCCGUGUUUAUUCUAUCGGGAGAAUUCGUGAGUCCUCGUUAUCGACCGCUUUCUCAGACGAUCAUGUGGUUCGCUUUUUCUAUCGUGCUAUUGGUGCUUGCAUUGAUGGCGUACUUUGUGAGAAACUGGCGUACGUUAAUGAUCCUGUGUACAGCCCCAUGGAUUUUUGUUUUAGUAUUUUGGAAAUUCACUCCUGAGUCGAUUCGUUGGUACAUGACGCAUGGUAAGGUCGAUAAAGCCGAGGAGGAGUUGCGUGACAUCGCGCGGGAAAAUAAGCGCGAAUACCCAGAAUGCAGUUUGGCUGUUCCGGCGAGUUCCGACAAACGCUUGAGCUGUCUGUCGUUAUUUUCAACCUGCUCUCUUACAGUCAGCGUUCUUAUUCAAGCCUUUGCGUGGUUCAUCAACGGUAUGGUUUACUACGGUGCUUCGUACGGAGCAAGUGAUCUUGGUGGGAGCAUGUAUCUAAACUACACUCUCACGAGUUUAAUUGAAAUUCCUGCCAACGUUCUGGUCGUUUACAUGUGCGAAAGAUUUGGACGUAAGAAAGCUGUGAUAUUAAACAUGAUUUUUGGUGGCAUCGCGUGUUUCAUCGUCUCUUUGAUUCCCGGAGGAACAGAGAGAACUGAUUUUAUUGUUGGUCGAGUAAUCGGUGGAAUGUUGGGAAAAGGUUUUAUCACUAUCUCCUUCAACAGUCUUUACGUUUGGUCCGGUGAAAUAUUUCCGACGGUAGCAAGAAAUAGCGGCAUGGCCUUCGUUGGCGUCUCGAGUCGUUUCGGAGCGGUGACUGCACCGUUUGUAGUCGAACUUAAACGAAUCCAUCCGACUUUGGCGUUUGGAAUGAUGGGAUUUUUCGCGAUCGUUGCUGCGUUGCUGUGCUUAGUUCUACCAGACACGAAGGGUGUCCCGACGUUAGAGCUUUACAACAAUAACCUGGACGGCGCGGAAGAAAUUGGCCUGAAACAGCCUGGGGAGAACUGCGAAGAAGUCUCUAACAUCACUGUAACUAAGUCAUAACUGGAAUGCGAAUUCCCAUCAAGAAUAAAUGUUUGACUUGAGACAUAAA
Xenia sp. Carnegie-2017 is the source of this 1807-nucleotide messenger RNA. RefSeq names its product solute carrier family 22 member 15-like. The coding region runs from base 211 to 1758 and encodes 515 amino acids. Lineage: Eukaryota; Metazoa; Cnidaria; Anthozoa; Malacalcyonacea; Xeniidae. The record is from RefSeq and is a predicted model, not a curated record. Gene Ontology annotation, biological process: transmembrane transport. Gene Ontology annotation, cellular component: membrane. Gene Ontology annotation, molecular function: transmembrane transporter activity. The transcript is spliced from 9 exons.